CUCCCUCCGGCUGGGAUGCUUGGAUGUGGGUGCAGAGGGCCCAGGAGGGAGGCAGAGGCCAGUCCUGCCCUAAGGAGCCCGGCCCUCUACCCCCUUCUUGACAGAAUCCCGCUGCACAAGUUUACGUCUAUCCGCCGGACCAUGUCGGAGGUGGGAGGCCCCGUGGAAAAACUGAUCGCCAAGGCCUCCACUUCAAAAUAUGCCCAGGGGGUGCCCGCUGUGACCGGGGGGCCCGUCCCCGAGGUGCUCAAGACGCUCCCCCAGGCCCAGUACUACGGGGAGAUCGGCAUCGGGACGCCCCCACAGUGUUUCACUGUCGUCUUCGACACCGGCUCCUCCAACCUGUGGGUCCCGUCGAUCCACUGCAAGCUGUUGGACAUCGCCUGCUGGAUCCACCACAAGUACAACAGCGGGAAGUCCAGCACCUACGUGGAGAACGGCACGACCUUCGACAUCCACUAUGGCUCGGGCAGCCUCUCCGGGUACCUGAGCCAGGACACCGUGUCGGUGCCCUGUAAUUCGGGUCUGGCAUCCCUGGGCGGUGUCAAGGUGGAACGGCAGGUCUUUGGGGAGGCCACCAAGCAGCCGGGCAUCACCUUCAUCGCGGCCAAGUUCGACGGCAUCCUGGGCAUGGCCUAUCCCCGCAUCUCGGUCAACAACGUGGUGCCUGUCUUCGAUAAUCUGAUGCAGCAGAAGCUAGUGGAGAAGAACAUCUUCUCUUUCUACCUGAAUAGGGAUCCGAGUGCACAGCCAGGGGGCGAGCUGAUGCUGGGCGGCACCGACUCCAAGUACUACAAAGGCCCCAUCGCCUACCUCAACGUCACCCGCAAAGCCUACUGGCAGGUCCACAUGGAUCAGGUCGACGUGGGCAACGGCCUGACCCUGUGCAAGGAGGGCUGUGAGGCCAUCGUGGACACGGGCACCUCCCUCAUGGUGGGCCCCGUGGACGAGGUGCGCGAGCUGCAGAAGGCCAUCGGGGCCGUGCCGCUUAUCCAGGGAGAGUACAUGAUCCCCUGCGAGAAGGUGUCCAGCCUGCCCGAGCCUUCCCAGGUGUCACAGGGCGGGAAGACCAUCUGCCUCAGUGGCUUCAUGGGCAUGGACAUCCCCCCACCUGCGGGGCCGCUCUGGAUCCUGGGUGACGUCUUCAUCGGCCGCUACUACACCGUGUUCGACCGCGAGGAGAACCGUGUGGGCCUGGCCGAGGCCGCCAAGCUGUAGCCACCUGCCCACUGGCAGGAGAGGAGGAGAAUCGUGGGAGGAGGCAGCGCCGGCCCUCCCAGCUGCCCCCCACCCCCACCCCACACACACACUCACACUCACACUCACACUCACACUCGCCUGCAGUGGCUCGGCUCUCCAGGCUGCCUGUGGCAGGCGCUGUUUUGUGGUUUUCCCUUCCCUGGUUGCAGAAGCCGCCUGUCUGUCCAAUGGGGGGCUGGGCUGGGGCAGCCAGUAGGCUCAUUCGUGCUCAGAGCCCUUUCACUCACCUGAAGACCCAGCUCGGCUGUGCAUCCCAGGACCCCCUUCCUCCCCUUCCUCCCCCCGUCCCUUCCCAGCCUGGGCCUCGGGGCUGGCUGCCCUGGCGGAGCGUCUGGGCUGAGCCGCUGCCCUGCACCCGACUGCCUUCCUGGUCCCCUCUCCACCCAGCCUGGGGCCCGGAGCUGGGCAGUGCCGCCCCCCACCCGUCCAUUCAUCUCAGGCCCAGCGAGGAAGGGCCCCCUGAGGGCCAGCAGGAAGGAGACAAGAGCCAGCCCUGUGGGGCCUGACCCCACCUGGAAGGGCAUGGGCUGGCCCGGGGAGGAGGGAUGGGGGAGGGGAGCGUGCCUUCUCUGAGGCUGCCCCUUCUUGAGUGGCCAGGAGCCAGACCUGAAAAUAAAGUUGUGGAUCUGUG
Myotis davidii is the source of this 1891-nucleotide messenger RNA. It is a transcript of the gene CTSD, whose product is annotated as cathepsin D. Gene Ontology annotation, biological process: proteolysis. Gene Ontology annotation, molecular function: aspartic-type endopeptidase activity. The transcript is spliced from 7 exons. NCBI's taxonomy places the organism in Eukaryota, Metazoa, Chordata, Mammalia, Chiroptera, Vespertilionidae. Bases 16 to 1218 code for a protein of 400 amino acids. The record is from RefSeq and is a predicted model, not a curated record.